CGCUUAGACCAGGGCCGCGCAGGCGCAGUCGGGCGCUGUUUCCGCGGCGGUGCCUUUCUACCUGGCGGCUCUGGAGUCCUUGGGUUUGGGACGUGCGGUGGGGCCUUACCGGUGCCGGGGUCUGGGGUCUUGGACCCUGGUCAAGUACCAGCAAGCACGGAGGUGCAGGGUGUCGCUGAGGGCGCGGGGCCCUCCACCCCGGUGACGGCCCCGGCCUCGCAAUUCACCCUGGUGGUGAUACACCCCUGCUGUGGGCCGGACGAGGCCGCGGCAGAAGACGUCCCGAAGCUGGCCCCAGCUCCUGCCCCGGCCCCGGCAGCAAAGCCCGGCGCAUACCCGUGCGAGGUGGCGGGGGAUGCGGAGGACGAGGCCGGGGAAGACGAGGCCGACCUGCUGGACACCUCGGACCCCCCGGGGGGCGGCGAGAGCACGGCCAGCUUGGAGGAUCUGGAAGAUGAGGAAGCCCCCGAGGGGGGCGAGGGCGGCAGCGGGGGACCCCGGAGGCGGGGUAGCAGUGGGGGCAACAUGAGCAAGACCUGCACCUACGAGGGCUGCAGCGAGACCACGAGUCAGGUGGCCAAACAACGCAAGCCGUGGAUGUGCAAGAAACACCGCAACAAGAUGUACAAGGACAAGUACAAGAAGAAGAAGAGCGACCAGGCCCUGAACUGCGGUGGGACCGCCUCGACUGGCAGCGCGGGAAACGUCAAACUGGAGGAAAGUGCAGAUAACAUACUCUCCAUUGUCAAACAAAGAACAGGAUCUAUGGGGGAUCGUCCUGCAAGACCUACUCUGUUAGAACAAGUGUUAAAUCAGAAAAGACUGUCAUUAUUAAGAAGUCCUGAAGUAGUGCAGUUUUUACAGAAACAGCAGCAGCUGCUAAAUCAGCAGGUUUUAGAACAAAGACAGCAGCAGUUUCCAGGAGCAUCCAUGUGAUGGAACUUAUCAAGAAUCUGGACAUUUUUUUAUUGUAAUAUAUGAACAUAUUUUUAUACCAAAUAUAAAUGAUGUGACAUAUGUCAAUAAAAUGUAAAUAUUUCCUUGUAAAUCUUUGUGCAUUUGGGUAUAAAUACAUAUUGUACUUCAAAUUACCAUGAGUUUGAAGAACUCACCUUAUCUUCCCAAAUAACAUUGAAUAGUUUUUAAAAUGUAUUCUUCAGUCAUUGUUACUGAAGGUUAGUGAGGCAGUUACUUUCUGUGGAAGUUCUGAAGUUAAUAGACAAUAAUUUUGAGCCAUCAAGCUCCAAAAGGCAAUUGGAAAUGUUUAUUUUUUGAUUGUCAUAGUAAACUUGAAAACUACUAUUUUUAAUGAUGGAGCCAGGAAUGCCAAAUGUUCUGUGGUGACUGGGAUAAUCUGCCACAAUAAAAAAUUAUUUCCCCAACAAUGCCAACAUUGCUUCUUUUAAGAAACCUUGAGAGCAGGCUGGGGAUUUAGCUGAGUGGCACAAAUGCCUUCCUACCAAGCACGAGGGCAUGAGUUCGAUCCCUACUACCAAAAACAAAAACAAAAACAAAAAAAAAACCCUGUUAGCUAUUACUAUGAUUACAAGUAAUUGGAGCACCUGGAAUCAGAGUCUUACAAUCAUUCUUUGUAGUUAACACUGAAGCUGUCAAAAAGGUAAACAUUUUAUACCUAUAAGGAAAGUGAUCGUUGGUCAUUGUUUAUUUGUGAAAUCAUAGAUGUGUAGGUAAAAAUCUGAAAGAGAAAUAUACCAGCAUGAAUGGGCAUCUGGAAAUAGUUGUGUCCUCUAUUUCAUGUGACCCAUUAGUGUUGUUCUUUAGAGAAGACCCUCUGAUGUGUUGAAUAUCUGAAUUAUCCAGAUGCAGCUUAACCCACCAAUAUUACGACAAACUUAUCUUCUUCAUUUUUUCAUUAAAAGAAAAUCCUGAAAAUAAGAAUAGCACUCUACCAUUUUUUCAGUGCUUUUCAAAUUGAGGUGUUUUACAAACACGUUAUUCCUGAGCACUAUUAAAUAACAAUGGGUAACCUGGACAUUUUUUUUCUUGUAUUUUCUCCCAGGAAAACUUUAAAAACACAAACUCACCAAUAAUAAAGCAAGAGUCAAGAGAGUAUAUGCAAUAUUAGAAUAAUAAAUACAACAUGUCUCAAAAUGAGCUGGACAAAAAUUUCUUAGUCUUUAAACUCUGAAAUAUUUUAAAAAUUGAAAUAUUUAUUGUGUUGAAGUUAGUCAUAGCUGUUUUAAUAUUUAUGGGGAGAAUGUUUUUAUUCAUUUUUAUGUAUGUUUUCUACUUGCAAAUAUAUUGCAAAAACAUUUUUGCCAAAAUUAUUCAUUAAAAUCCACUUGUUGACCUCUGA
Messenger RNA from Cavia porcellus (domestic guinea pig), 2317 nucleotides. It is a transcript of the gene Rfxap, whose product is annotated as regulatory factor X associated protein. The record is from RefSeq and is a predicted model, not a curated record. NCBI's taxonomy places the organism in Eukaryota, Metazoa, Chordata, Mammalia, Rodentia, Caviidae. Gene Ontology annotation, cellular component: nucleus. Gene Ontology annotation, biological process: regulation of transcription by RNA polymerase II. The annotation marks the transcript as partial. The transcript has 3 exons.